CCCGUCUCGGCUGAAUGCGACACAGGAAGAUCCGCAUCGCGACUGCUGGCGAAGUGUUGCCAUAACAGGGCUAACGCUAAUGUUUGCUAACUAAUUAGCAGGAUAGGUGUUGUGGUGUGUGCGUGUUCCAGUCUGAACCAUGGAACAGUGUGCUUGUGUUGAGCGGGAGCUGGAGAAAGUGCUUCAUCGCUUUGUCAUGUACGGCCACCAGUCGGAGGAGAGGCUAGACGAGCUCCUGCGCAGCGUCUGCGAGAUACGAGGACAGCUAGUUGCUUUUGGAGUACAAGAUGCAGACUUAUCAGUCCUUUCUCAGACUAUGGCACAGUGUUGUAAGAAUAUCAAAGAAACAGUGCAGAUGCUAGCCUCCCGACAUAAGGACAUCCAUGGCAGUGUGUCAAAAGUGGGCAAAGCCAUUGACAGGAAUUUUGAUGCUGAGAUCAGUGCUGUGGUGGCAGAGACAGUGUGGGACACCCCAGAGAGACAGAAAUAUCUGAGUGAGACAAUUGUGGAGCACCUGUACAGACAAGGGAUGCUCAGUGUAGCAGAGGAUCUUUGUCAGGAGUCGGGUGUAGUUAUAGAUAUGAGUAUGAAGCAGCCUUUCCUGGAGCUGAACAGAAUCCUUGAAGCUCUGAGGAUGCAGGACCUCAGGCCAGCACUAGAGUGGGCUGUGACGAAUCGGCAGCGCCUUUUGGACCUGAACAGCAGUCUAGAGUUCAAGUUGCACCGCUUGUACUUCAUCAGCCUGCUCAGUGGGGGAAUCAACAACCAAAUGGAGGCCUUGCAGUAUGCCAGGCACUUCCAGCCCUUCGCCUCUCAGCACCAGAGAGAUAUUCAGAUCCUGAUGGGCAGUCUGGUGUACCUGCGUCAUGGCAUUGACAACUCUCCAUACCGCAGUCUGCUGGAGACAAAUCAGUGGGCCGAGAUCUGUAACAUCUUCACCAGGGAUGCCUGCGCUUUACUGGGUCUCUCUGUAGAGUCUCCACUCAGUGUUAGUUUUGCAUCAGGCUGUAUGGCCUUGCCAGUGCUGAUGAACAUCAAGCAGGUGAUUGAGCAGAGACAGUGCAGCGGAGUCUGGACGCACAAAGAUGAGUUGCCUAUUGAAAUUGACCUGGGGAAGAAGUGCUGGUACCACUCUGUGUUCGCCUGCCCGAUCCUCCGGCAGCAGACCUCAGAGAGUAAUCCUCCCAUGAAGCUCAUCUGUGGCCACGUCAUCUCCAGAGAUGCCCUCAACAAACUCACUAACGCUGGGAAGUUGAAAUGUCCGUACUGCCCCAUGGAGCAGAAUCCGUCACAUGCCAAGCAGAUCUACUUUUGAUACCGCACAUUUCCUCACAAGUAAGGAUGAAGUUCCCUGGAGCUCUUUGCAUUUCCAGGACCAUUUGCUCUGGCCCUUUUCCUCUGUCCCUGGCCUCUUGGCCUUUUUAUUGUAAGCAUUAAGGUUUUGUCCCAGUGCUCCUCUGGACAGCCUUGGCCUUCCCGUAACCCACCUCGGACCCUCCAACUUUGCGUAGUAUACAGAGUCCAGCGGGGAUGGUCCAACUACGACCUGUAGUAAAGAGAGGAGUCUGUCAGCAAUGAGAGCAUCCUCACAAAGAAGCACCUCCUGAAAAAGGUUCAUUCAUUGAAACUCAUUUGCAAAUGCCUGCAGAGUUAAAGGCUUAUCUUUCUUAAGUAUGUAAUACUUUAUAGUGUUUUUUUUCCGGCUUUAUAAAACAGUUUGAGUUGGAUGACUGCUUUUUUUUUUCUUCUUCUUUGUGACAGAAGCAGUUGAAUGAUUAUGGAUGUGUGGGUAAAUGGCUUAGUCAGUUUUCAGAAUGGUAAUAAAACUCUAUGAUACAUGAAAAAACCCACAGAAAAACAACUGUCGGAGGUCUAUUAUUUGCUGGUGAAGGAAACUGUGGAGGUUGCUCUUGAACCGAACUCUUGAUUGUGACCCAUUACUUCUCCAUAAUGUAAUAAAGGCCUCACGUAGCUUGAAAGUCACUGUUGGCUGAUGUAACCAUUUGAGCAGCAAAACAAUUCACUCAUCAACGGUGGAACAGCUUCUUGUUUCUUUUUCUUCUUCGUGACUGACUGCACCAGCAAGAUUUUUCUUCAUUGUAGAAGCUAUUUGUCUUGUUCUAUGUAUGUAUUUAACAAACAGUGACAGAAAGGAAACACAAAAUAUAUACUACUGUGAAAUGUGCUUUGUUUCUAUUUUUCAUUGCAACCGCCACAACGACUGAUGUAAAAUAGUCAAUUAAACUGAACAACAACAUGCAUAUGCGACACUACUGCGCAAUAUCGACUCAACAGUUCACAUCCCGGUUGUGCUAUCGCCUCACUCUGCCCGGCAUUGUGUACCCUAAGCGUGCAAGCCAUGUGAUUUGGAGAUGUAAAGUGGUGUGAUGGUAGCCGUAUGGUCUGACUUGCAGUGGCUGUGGGCAUGUGAUUCAGCUUUACUCGUCGUGGGUGGGGAAGUCCUCUGAUCAUUGUGGCUGCUUUUUUAAUAUAUACUUAGAAAAAUGCCUCUGCUGCAUUGCUUUUUAAGUCAAAAUAGAAACAUUAAAUAAAUACAUACAUUUCCUCAGGGCUCAUUGGAACAGUUCAUACCACAUUUUGCAGUUAGUAUUAAAGUUGUACAUUUCUAUAAGGAGUCUUGAACAAACAUGACACGGAUUUCACUGCUGAGGCUCAUGGUUUGGGUUGUUUAUUGGAGUUUGUAUAUAUUAUUCAGCUGGUGCUGUCAGCAUACAACAGGGGAAAACGUGUCACAAGGUCCAAGGCAUUUGGAUGUACCAUACAGUAUGUUCAGAUGACUAAUAAAACAAUUAAAAAAAUAAUUAAAAUGUGCAGGUUCCCCGUGUGUCCUCUGGAAAUGAUGUCACCUCACACUCUGGUGAGGCUCAUUUGUUCAACAAGCACCGCACCAGCAUAGCUCACACUAAUGAUGCAACAUUACACUCAGUUUUCAGUCAGAGUACGAGAUAUUUUAUCCUGGUUUUAUUUGGAAAUGGGUUAAAGCACAUGUUUUGUGUGGACUUUUGCUGAAUUUCCUGUUUUUCUUACUUUGGUUGACAAUCAUUCAUUGCUUCUCUUGAGUGUUCCCUCAGACCGGUAGCGCGCUGUACUUCUGUCGUAUUAAUUUUGUUGAAUGUUUGCAUUCCCUGCUUUUGUGUGUUAUGCAACUUUUAUUGUAAAUAUUUACCCUCUAACAUGUUUCAUAUACUUGCAUCUGAAAUGAAAAUAAAAAUGUAUACUCCAAGUCA
This is a messenger RNA of Cyclopterus lumpus (lumpfish), 3248 nucleotides long. It is a transcript of the gene rmnd5b, whose product is annotated as required for meiotic nuclear division 5 homolog B. Gene Ontology annotation, molecular function: ubiquitin protein ligase activity; protein binding. Gene Ontology annotation, biological process: proteasome-mediated ubiquitin-dependent protein catabolic process. The record is from RefSeq and is a predicted model, not a curated record. Gene Ontology annotation, cellular component: GID complex; cytoplasm; nucleus. Lineage: Eukaryota; Metazoa; Chordata; Actinopteri; Perciformes; Cyclopteridae.